AUGUCCGCCACUGCCUCCCCGCACACCUCCCUCCUCCACCUCCCCCACCGCCCGUUCGGGCCCAGGCGACCGAGGCUGACGCGCCUCAGGUGCCUCGCGUCGCUCGCGCCGGCGUCGUCGGGCGCUUCGCCGGAGAACGAGGACCACCUCAUACAAACGCUCUGCGCCCACGGGCGCCUCGCCCGGGCCGCGGCGCUCUUGCAGGGGCUCCCCGCGCCAACGCAGCGCACCUACGAGUCGCUCCUGCUCGCGGCCGCGCGGGCGGGGGACACCGCGCUCGCCGCGGCCGUGCACCGCAGGCUCGAGGCGGACCCGGUGUUCUGCUCGGACCCCUUCCUGUCGACCCGCCUCAUCGACGCCUAUGCUGCGCUCAGCGCGCUCCCGGCCGCGCGCCAGGUGUUCGACGAGGCGCCUGUGAAGAACAUCUUCGUGUGGAACGCGAUGCUCAAGGCGCUUGCGCUCGCCGACCAUGGAGAGGAGGCUCUCGCGUGCCUUUCUGACAUGGGCCGGCUCGGUGUCCCCAUCGACAGCUACAGCUAUGCGCACGGUCUUAAGGCCUGCAUUGCAGCAUCAGCUUUGCACACGCCGGCCUCUGCCCGUGUACGGGAGAUGCACGCUCAUGCCAUCCGUCGCGGCUAUGGAUUACACACGCAUGUUGCCACCACUCUUAUUGACUGCUACGCGAAGCUUGGGAUGGUCAGCUUUGCUGAGCAUGUGUUCACUUCAAUGCCUGAUAGGAAUCUUGUGUCAUGGAGUGCCAUGAUUGGGUGCUAUGCCAAGAAUGAGCGUCCUGGUGAUGCGAUUCAGAUCUUUCAGGAGAUGAUGGCUUCUGAUGCAGACCUGGUACCAAACUCGAUCACAAUUGUUAGCGUCUUGCAUGCCUGUGCUGGGGUAAAUGCACUCGGUCAGGGCAAAGUACUGCAUGCAUAUAUCCUUCGGAGGGGUUUUGACUCACUUGUUUCAGUGCUGAAUGCGUUGAUGGCAAUGUACAUGAAAUGUGGUUGCCUUGAGAUCGGUCGCUACAUCUUCAAUUGGAUAGGGCGCAGAAGGAAUGUUGUGUCAUGGAAUUCACUUAUAUCAGGAUACGGAAUGCAUGGCUUUGGUCGUGAGUCAAUCCAGGUGUUUGAGGAGAUGAUUGAGGAAGGCAUUUCACCAAGUAUCAUCACAUUUAUCAGCGUCCUUGGGGCUUGUAGCCAUGCUGGACUUGUGGAGCAGGGAAAGAAGCUAUUUGAAUCAAUGGUGGAGUACAAUGUCACACCUCAUGCUGAGCACUAUGCUUGCAUGGUUGACCUUCUUGGUCGGGCUGGGCGCCUGGUUGAAGCUGUGGAGCUGAUACAGAGCAUGCGCAUUCAACCAAGCCCUCAAGUUUGGGGCUCACUUCUUGGAGCUUGCAGAAUUCAUGGCCAUGUUGAGUAUGCUGAGAUGGCAUGCUCCCAUCUCUUCGAUCUUGAGCCCCGAAAUGCUGGAAACUAUGUUCUCCUGGCAGAUAUUUAUGCCCGAGCUAAGUUGCAGAACCAAGUUGAUGUACUAAAGGAGUUACUUGAGGAGCAUGCACUAGAGAAGGUGCCAGGCUAUAGCUGGAUAGAGGUGAAGAAGAAGUUGUACUCAUUUGGUUCAGUUGACAACAAGAUCCCACAGUUGGAGGAGCUGCAAGCAUUGAUUGGUGAGUUUGUGACACAGAUGAAAAAUGAGGGAUAUGUCCCUGACACAAGAUCAGUUCUGUAUGAUAUUGAAGAAGAGGAGAAGGAGAGGAUUUUGCUUGGCCACAGUGAGAAGUUGGCUGUUGCUUUCGGGCUUAUCAACACUGGCAGUGGAGAGGUUAUCAGGAUCACAAAGAACCUCAGGCUUUGUGAGGACUGUCAUUCAGUCACCAAGUUCAUCUCCAAAUUCACAGAUCGGGAGAUUGUCGUGAGGGACGUGAAUCGAUUUCACCACUUCAGGGAUGGAGUUUGCUCAUGCAGGGAUUAUUGGUGA
Molecule: messenger RNA, 1974 nt
Organism: Miscanthus lutarioriparius
Lineage: Eukaryota; Viridiplantae; Streptophyta; Magnoliopsida; Poales; Poaceae
Source: the annotation of a GenBank genome assembly